Molecule: messenger RNA, 1269 nt
Organism: Dentiscutata heterogama
Lineage: Eukaryota; Fungi; Glomeromycota; Glomeromycetes; Diversisporales; Gigasporaceae
Source: the annotation of a GenBank genome assembly
AUGAGCAAACAGAAAACAAAAAACAUAGCCAAAAGCAGAAGUGAUAGCAUAACAUCCGAAGAUUCGACGGAAACAAUCACCGCUUCAGGCAGCCAAGAACCCCACGGACCUAUUACAGAUAUCGAGAUACGAAUGAAAGCAUACAUAGAUGCGACAAUUCAAGCGACAACAGCAUCAAUAGUACAGAAUUUGCGACAGUAUAUAGACCAACAGGCAGCAACACAACAAGAAUGGAACACACGACUCAUGGAGACAAUCAAUCAGAAGUUCACGCAAUCAGAACGAACCAAUUCAGAAAGCAACGGUCAAAACGUAUUAGCUGAACACAUUACAAGAACAGCACAGUCUAAUAAUAACCAGCAAAACAAUCAACAAGGCACUAUGGAAGCAGAGGAUAAUAGAGAAGUGACACAAGGUAAUUAUCCCCCGACACCUAUAAUUAACAACCUGAUAUUGAAAGCAAGUUCAGAACACCAGGAUGGUGAAACAACGGGCAGUACCAAAACGGCAGAUUACAUGUUAACUAGUAGAAAGUUUCCAUCAUUAACCUACUCAUCCGAAGAAAGAGUUCCUACAAUCCAAGGUUUUCAUAACCAGAGAGCUAUAGAGACUGAAAAAAUCCGGUUAUGGUGGAUUGUAAAUUGGUCGGAAGGGCAAAAAAGGAUAGAAAUGCUCCCAAGAAAGCCUAACCUGCCUAAUAAGCUGUGGAAAACAAUAGCACAUGGUCUAUUUGUUGACCUUCAAGAAUUUGUGCAUAAAAACCUUAUUAAUAAUGUUAAACAAAUGAACGAAGACACAUUACUACAAACGUCAGAAGGGUUUUUAACCAUCAGGAAGCGGAAACAAAAUUUCACCUUCGAAAAUAUAUCAGAGUGGCUGCUAGCAUUCAAAGCAUAUAUGGAUGCAGUCCUCAUCAUUUAUGAUAACAGAGAGCAAGAAUUGAACACAUACCGAGAUCAUAUAAAUGAAUUAUGUACUAAAUACAAAUUCUCAGCUGUGAUGGGAUACGAUGAGGACCGGAGAGUCGCACUAGUCAUGAAUCGAGACUCAACAUUAAUGGACAAAGACACAGAAGCUGAUGAACUAAAGAAGAAUGGCGAAGCAGCAAUUGGACCAACACCACAUGGCAAGAUGGUAAAGAGAUAUGUCUUAACUGGAACAGGAAAACAUGCUAUGAAGAGAGAAACUGUGGCAGGGUUCAUGCCUGCAUUAUCUGUAGAAAAUUUGGUCACAGCGAAAAGAAUUGCUUCCGCAAGCAUCCAGAGAUGA